ACCACUCUGGCCAGCAGGUCUGCUGCUCUGAUGCCAAGUAAACAGACAUACACCCUGCCCCCUGUAAAGCCCCAGGAACUUUGAAACUCCCCUUCCUGUUUUCUUGGCAAGUGCUCACUUAUCUGGCCAGGUGACAAUGUCUGCUCCAUGGAGCAAACAAUCCCCUGCUUGGAGCAAUGCUGAGCUACUGGAGCUGAUCAGUGUUUGGGGAGAGGAGGCUGUGCAGGGACCCAGGAUGCCCUGUGAUUUUCCCCCCCCCCACCUUCCCACAAGACCCAUCAUCAAACUGGAGAGAGCUGCAUCGUGGGAUAGCUGCUCUAGAGCACUGCUCUCAUCGGGGAUGAAAGUGCUGCUAAUGUAAACUUUGACGCCUAUGGAAAACUUCCUUCACCACCUGUGCCUUACCAAUGACAGAGACAAAGCAGUUCUGCCAAAAUCAUUAAGUCUAGAACCUUUGCAGACUGGAAAUUUGCUGCUUCUUCACAACCAACAUUCUAUGGUGGGAGCCUUCUUUUCUAGUUAACGUCUUUGUGGAAAUGAAUAGAGAUCCUAUGAAGCUGUUCCUGUGGCUCUUGCUGCUCAUCACGGAAGUUUUGGCUUUCAGAACUGAAAAAAACAACAAAGAAAAGGCUGUUGAGCUAAUGAAGCAAGCCCCUUUAAUUGAUGGGCACAAUGACCUUCCGUUACAACUGAGGAGAUUGUACCAAAACAGACUAAGUAAAAUCAACUUAAAAAUUCUCAACACCACAGUCACAAACAUUCAGAAACUUAAGACUGGCCAUGUCGGAGCUCAGUUUUGGUCAGUGUAUGUUCUAUGUAGUGCUCAGAACAAGGAUGCUGUGCGUCUGACCCUAGAGCAGAUUGAUGUUGUCAAGAGGAUGUGUCAAAUCUAUCCAGAACUUGAACUUGUUACUACUUCUCAAGGUAUUGCUGAUAGUAAAAAGAUAGCAUGCUUGAUUGGAAUAGAAGGUGGCCAUUCCAUUGACAGCAGUCUCGCAACGCUAAGGAUGUAUUAUGACCUGGGUGUUCGGUACAUGUCUUUAACGCACACCUGCAAUACUCCAUGGGCAGAAUCUUCAUCAAAGCAACUACAUAAUUUUUAUCCUAAUCUGAAUGGUCUGAGUUCAUUUGGCAAAGAAGUGGUGUUGGAGAUGAAUCGCUUGGGGAUGAUGAUAGAUUUAUCUCAUGCAUCAGACUCCACCGCAAGAAUGGCUCUCCGGAUCUCCAAAGCACCAGUCAUUUUCAGUCAUUCUUCAGCCUUCUCUGUUUGUAACCACUCAAGAAAUGUUCCUGAUGAUAUUCUCCAGAGUUUGAAAAAGAACAAUGGAAUUGUGAUGGUGACUUUCUAUACAAAGGUGCUGGCCUGUGGAAGAGAGGUUGUGAAUGUUGCAACUGUGGCAGAUCAUUUUGACCACAUAAAGAAAAUUGCAGGUUCAAAAUCAAUAGGAAUUGGAGGUGACUACGACGGAGUGGAUCAAUUCCCUGAAGGACUGGAAGAUGUUUCAAAAUACUCUGCGUUGAUUGAGGAACUUCUGAGAAGAAACUGGACCGAAAGAGAACUGAGAGGGGUUUUAAGGGAAAACUUGCUCCGUGUUUUCAAGGAGGUGGAAAAAGUGCGGAAUGACAGUAAAUCAAUGAAUGAGAAUGAGAACGAAAUCCCACAAAGAGAGGUGCAAAAUUCCUGUCGUCUAGACCUAAGAAACCCUCCUCUUCGGACAACUAAUGGGCUUCCCAUUUCCUAUGGAUCUCCUUCUGUUGUACAGACUUUGGAUCUAAUGUUCAUUACUGUAAUAUAUAUAAUACUGCAUUAACAAUGCACAGAAACCUGAUGGGUCAAAAGGGUUAUUGAAUACACAUACCCAAACAGACAUUACAUGUAGAGUGAACUGCAAUGCAAAUGGGUAAAUCUUCUGCUUAGUACAAAGCUCUACCUCCAAGGUAUGUGAAUAGUAUUAAACCUAGAGAAUCAUUUAUGUAAAUCUACCUACAUAUGGCAAAGAUUAAUUUUGUCUUAAAUGCUUAGGUAGCAGUGUUUGGAAUAUGGCUUGGUGCUGAACACUCUUGGAUCCACUGAUGUCAAAGGAAGUUGGUAAUGCCCAGCACCUCAGGUCAGAUCCUGUACUAUGUGCAAGACCCCUUGUUUUCAGUUUUUAUUUUGUUUAAAAUUUCCUGGGAAUUUCAGUGUUAAUUACAAAAAAUUAAAAACAUGGAUGAAAAUGAGUACAGAAAAUUAACUUAAUGGUUUUCUGGGUUAGUAGGAAAAAGCAACAGAGAGAAGUAGAAAUAGUGAAAGUAAAAGCAUCUCAUGCUGUGAUUUAUUUCAUGAACUGUAUGUAAACACUUGCACGUGUAUGCAUGUGUGCAUCUUCCACUACAUUUGCCUUACUUUAACUGACAGCCUAGCCUAAAUGGAAACGCAAACUUAUUAUUAACAUAAACACAUCACCUAAUGUCAUGUAUUGGAUUUCCUUAACAUAAUCAGUAUAUUUAUAUAUUCGAGUAGUCCAAAAUCUGGGUGAAAAUCAGUAAAAGCUGAACAAUAGCUUUUUGGAAAACUUGGGAAUUUUCCAGUAAAAACUGAAAACAAAGGGCCUGAACUAUGUAGUUCGAGCUCUUGGCUGGUCACUUGUCUUUGGAUGCAUGCCUGGUAUUAGGAUUGGGGACCAGAAGUACUAAUCAAAUGAAUUUUUUUUUUUUUUUUUUUGCAUUUUAAGGGAGAGCUAACUGCCAGCUGGGUUUGUAGGUGACUAUAGUGACAUCAGUCUGAGAAGGAAAAAAUGCCAUGGCUGUUUGAAGGAGAAUGUGACCUCUUUUAAAUUAUGUUUUUGCCAAAAAGUUAAAGUAUUUUUUCAACCUGGAGGUUAUUUGAGAAACUAUAUUCUGCCCUUUAUUUAGUCACACUGCAGUAACUGCCUUCACUUAAGUCUGUGGGCGAGGUAAACAUUCUAGGCAUGUGGCACUGCUGGAUCUGCCACAAGUGUUUGAUUGCUAUUCACCAUGGACAGAAUUCAGCUGUCAUUGGUUUGUAUAUGCCGCAAUAUCUUGCUUCCUAUCUCUAGUUCAUUGCUUUGAGCCAGGGAACGCUAAAUAACCAUGCAAUCUGUUUUGGGUCCCAUUCCUCUAGUAGCCCAGGGCAAUAUUAUUUAUUAUCAUGACAUCUGUUGUUGCAUGUCUGCACAACAUCUAGGAUAUCUGAUAUCUUCAGGACAACAAGGGCUGGAUAUCUGAAUUGUUUAUAGAAACGUAGGGCUCAUCUAAAUAUGUAAAAAUCAAAAGUUUACCCUCCAUUCCAAGAACUUCAACAGUCCUGUGCUGACUUUUUCCCUUUGGGAGCAUUGUUUAUUUGCCCUGUCCCUGUUUGUAUCUUUUCAAAUGUUAGUAAUUGAACUUCUCUUGAGUUAUUAGUGAUAAAGCUCCUACAUGCCAUCUUGAACUUCCCCAUGCGGUAACUAUGGAGGACUGCUGGAAAGUAAAAAGCAUUCUUGGAGGAGAUGAUAAUUAGGGUUGGGUAAAAAACAUCUUGUGAAAUUGCACCUGACUCGGGCUUAUGGGGCUUGGGUUGUGGCGCUGUUCCACAGCUGUGUACACAUCUGGGCUCAGGGUGGAGCCCAGGCAAUAGGACCCUGCUAGGUGGGAGGUUCACAGUGCUCGGGCUCCAGCCUGACCCCGGAAGUCUACACAGCAAUGAAACAGCCCCACAGCCUGAGCCUGAGUCAGCUGGCAUGGGCCAGCUGUGGGUUUUUCGAUGUCCUGACAAACCUGGCUUUGAUGGGGUUGCAAAGGGUAUGAAUCAGAGCAGAAAUAAGGCCUCUGUGUUCAGGCUUUGUGAUGGGGUGCCCAUCCCACACAAGGCCUGGAGGGGUUAAAGUGGCUAGGCGGGCCAUUUAACUGUCCAGGUUGCACCUGAAGGAGACUGGGAGCAGGCCACUAACUGGAAAUGGGUUCAGCUGGGCAGGAACAGUGAUACCAGUCAGCUCUGUGUUCUUGGGGAAUCAGGGCGCAGUAACCAGCCUGUCUGACUCACAAAGGACAUCCCCCCUCCCCAGCCUCUGCUUGAACCAAAACCAAUCAAAAGAAAGACUUACAGAAAGCAAUGAAAAGGCAGUGGGAGAUGCACCUAAACUCCUCCUGACAAGGGUGACAGGAUUAAGGCAACUCUCCUAGCCUCAUCUGCAUCAAAGAUGGGACAGGGAGGCAUCUUCAUUAGCAUACAGAUUGGAGCACAGAGAUUCCAAGGCAAGAAUCGCACUGAACUCUGGGACCAGAAAAGCAGGGAAGCACUGCAUCAUGGGGGAUCUCUGCUCCAGAUGUUAAUGAACCUAUGCCUGCACACACCCAGCUCAGCAAUUAUCAGACCAAUUCAAGUAAUGAAUCCUUGACUGAUAUCCAAAAUACUGAAGCUGCCUAAUUGCAUUGUGAGCUCCCUUGAAGGAACACACCCAUAGCCAGGAAUGAUCAGUUCCUAUAGUCUAGCCUAAAGAAAACCCUUGAGUCAUCAGUUUACCCAUAAACAAAUCUAGUGUUUUCCCUUGAACCAUUGUUGUUUCCCUACAAAAACCCCUACCCACACUCAAGUAAGUGUUCUGAUGCCUGGAUCCAAACUCUGAAUUCAGUUCCACUGGGACUUCAUCUUCUCCUGACUGAGGGAGCUGCGGCUUGCAAACCCAGAAAGGGUGAAGCCAGAUAAAUAGGAAGAAGCUCAGAGAAUCAACAGCAAGGACCGUACAGACCUUGGCUGCUUGUUAGAGGGUCCCUGGAGCCCAGUGUAGAGGGUGGGUCUGGGUUCUCCUACCAGCCACUGGGACAUGGCACAGGGCAUGGAGAUGUCAGACAGAUAACUGCUCCGGAACUACUGCGAUUUCCCUGGAAGGGGAGGACCUUAAUGGUCUGGGUGGAGGGCCAAGCCACAAACAGAAAGCUGUAGUUCUGUGGGUGAGAGGGGCCUCAGGUGAAAGAGAGGAUGGGUAGAGACCUUGCCAGAGGAGGGACCACAUGUGGUGAGUGGUCUCUGACAGGCUUUUAGAAAGGACUAUCCAUGUUCAAAAUCUAUGUUGUUUGGAUUCCUUGCUUGCUCUGCAUGUUGCUGUUCUCCCCUCAAUUCCCUGUUCUCCUCUCAAUCCUUGGGUUUAAAACUGCAGUUAAAAAUGUGUAUUAGUCUUUUACAUGGUGAUAGCUAAUAAAAGCAAUUGAUUUUUCUUCA
Messenger RNA from Dermochelys coriacea (leatherback sea turtle), 5200 nucleotides. Its product is annotated as dipeptidase 2-like. Gene Ontology annotation, molecular function: metallodipeptidase activity. Bases 537 to 1811 code for a protein of 424 amino acids. The record is from RefSeq and is a predicted model, not a curated record. The transcript is spliced from 11 exons. Lineage: Eukaryota; Metazoa; Chordata; Testudines; Dermochelyidae. Gene Ontology annotation, biological process: proteolysis.